Messenger RNA from Trichoderma aggressivum f. europaeum, 1551 nucleotides. RefSeq lists its product as uncharacterized. Bases 1 to 1551 code for a protein of 516 amino acids. Gene Ontology annotation, molecular function: iron ion binding; heme binding; oxidoreductase activity, acting on paired donors, with incorporation or reduction of molecular oxygen. Lineage: Eukaryota; Fungi; Ascomycota; Sordariomycetes; Hypocreales; Hypocreaceae. The transcript is spliced from 4 exons. The record is from RefSeq and is a predicted model, not a curated record.
AUGGCCUUGCUAGAAUUGUCUUCUCUUUACAGCGUCUCGGCACUUGGCACUGUCUCAGCGAGCCAGGCCUUGAUGGCCAUCACAUUCAUCGGUCUUUUGUACUGGGUCACUGCUGCGGUCUACUCAGUGACGUUUCACCCUCUGUCCAGAUUCCCGGGCCCCUGGUACACCUCCUUGAGCUGUAUUCCAUUUUGGAUCUCUGCUAUCUCUGGACGACAGGUGCAAUGGAUGCAAAAACUCCACUCCAAGUAUGGCCCGGUCGUUCGCUAUGGGCCAAACGAAUUGAGCUACAUGGACGGCAGCGGUGCCGCCUGGAAGGCAAUCCAUGGCCAUGAAAGGGGGGGCCGAGAGUUUCCAAAGGCCAAAGAGUGGUUUGUGGCGCCGUAUAAUGGUGUCUAUGGCAUCAACAGCGCCCCAGCGCAUGAGGAUCACCGUCGCUUCAGGCAGGUUUUCGCACCCGCAUUUUCGGAGCGAGCCUUGAAACGACAGGAGCCGAUUUUCCAGAAGAAUAUUGAUCAGUUGCUUUCAUCAUUGAGUGGAACUUCCGCUGAGGGUCAGAAUGUAAACAUGGUUGAGUUGUACCAAUUCACUGCAUUUGACAUCAUGGGACAUCUCACCUUUGGAGAACCGCUGGGCCUCCUCCAGAGCAACCGAUACUCGAAAUGGGUCGAGUCGGUGUUUGACUCUAUCAAGGCCAUCCCCAUUGCACAGAUAAUUCAAUACUACGGGAUUCUGGAUGUUGCUUUCAAACUUUUGGAGCCGCAAUCUAUCAAGCAAAUGAAAUAUAACCACUUCAAGCACUCUGCCGAUCGUGUUGAUAAGAGACUUCAGAGAAAGUCGGAAGAAGCAGAUAUCUGGAGCUUGGUCCUUGACACAGACCAGCAACUGACACUGGAGGAAAUGCAUUGCCAUGGCGAUGUCUUCAUGUUGGCAGGCAGCGAAACAAUAGGCACGACACUUUCCGGUUUGACAUACUACCUGCUUAGGAACGAAGAAAAGCUAGGUUUGCUCCUGAGAGAGAUCCGCGCCAAGUUUCGGUCUCAGGAGGAAAUCACUUUCCAGAGUGUCGCGGAACUCGUAUAUCUGAACGCAUGUAUCAAGGAAGCACUGAGGCUAUAUCCCCCGGUCCCGGUCGGAGUUCCAAGAGUGGUCCCGAACCAUGUAUCAGGGAAGAAUAUGCCUGGAGGCCCCGUCCCCGGCGGAACUCGUGUCUCUGUCCACCACUACGCCACCUACCGGAACGCCGAUAACUUCCGUGAUCCCAACAGCUUUGUCCCUGAGCGUUGGCUCAAUGACCCUGCCUAUAGCGGCGACAACCGUGAGUGCUGGCGCCCCUUUGCCUUCGGACCUCGGGACUGCCUGGGUCAACUCAUGGCCAUGAGGGAGACGCAGCUCAUCCUUGCUCGUCUCUUGUUCGAGUUUAAUAUAGAAAUUUGUGACGGUGUAGCGGGCGCUUCGGACUGGGAUGAUCAAAAUGCCUAUGUGCUUUGGGAGAAAAAGCCGCUCAUGUGCCGACUCACAUUAGCAUCCGGUCACUCAUCUUCCCCCUGA